Ambispora gerdemannii is the source of this 3270-nucleotide messenger RNA. Lineage: Eukaryota; Fungi; Glomeromycota; Glomeromycetes; Archaeosporales; Ambisporaceae. The record is from the annotation of a GenBank genome assembly.
AUGUAUGAUAAUAAAGCAAGUCUUUUAAAUUUGGAUAAAUCUUUACCUUCAUUGCCAAAUGAUGACAAUCAGCAAAUGACACAAAUACAAACUAUUCAGUCGUUUUUGGGUGAAGAAUAUAUAAUAUUUGCCACCAGUGGUCAUUUACGAGAAUUAAAAAAAUCUGGCAUGUAUAAUUUGGGGGUAGAUUUGCAAAACUUUCACCCUGCUUACAAAAUAAUUGAAGGAAAAGAGGAGGGAAUUACUCCGACUGACCCUGACCGGGAAGGUGAAGCCAUUGCCAGUGACGUUAUUGAACUGCUGGAAUUAGACCCUAAAAAAUAUCAACAUCGACGUUUACUUUUUUAUGAAAUUACUCCCCAAAGUAUUAAAAAAGCUCUCACUAGUCCCCUCGAUAUUAACCAGAAUUUAGUCGAUGCCCAAAGGUCCCGCCAAGUACUCGACCGCAUGAUUGGCUUUUGCCUGAGUCCUCUUUUGCAAAAAAAUCUGCAAGCGUUAUCAGCCGGUCGGGUGCAAUCAGUAGUUUUAAAACUAAUCGUUGAACGAGAAUUAUUGAUUAAACAAUUUGAAAAAAAAAAACUUUAUAUCAUUUGUGGAAUUUGCCAAGUAAAAAAUCAAAAAAUAACUCUCAAGCAAGUUGAUAAUACUGGUCAGUUAAUUCUUUACAAGGACAAAGUUGAGGCCGAAGAAAUCAAAAACAAACUUGCUAAAUCGCAAUUAGGAUUUUCGGUGGCUCAAACUACUCAAUUAGCCCAAAAAUUAUAUGAAGGACCCGAGGAAAUUAAAAGUUCUCUAACGGAGGAAGAAUAUAGUCUCUACAAAUUGAUAUAUAAUCACACUUUGGCUAGUUUAAUGAGUCCGGCUCAAGUUAACAAAAUUACUUAUAACUUUCUUAAUAAUAAUUAUCAUUUUGUUACUGCUGAAAGAAUUUGCCAAUUUGCUGGAUUUUUGGUAGCUUUUCCAGAAGUUUAUUUUUCUAAUUAUAAUGUAAAAUUGCAGAGUGAAUUAGCAGAAGUUUCGCAACUAGAAGCCAAAAAAGUUGAAAUUCAAGAAUAUCAGGAAAAUAAACCAGUUCGUUAUAAUGAAGGUAGUUUAGUUCAAGAAUUAGAAAGAUUGGGGGUUGGUCGUCCUUCGACUUAUAACAUUUUUGGUCGGGUGCUAUUGAAAAGAGGUUAUGCCCAACUAAAUGAAAAGGGUCAAUUUGUCCCUACUCCACUAGGAAUUUCAGUUAAUGGUUACACUGCAGCUUUGGAAGAGGAAUUAGACAAAAUUAGCCAAGGGGAAAAUGAUUAUCAGACUUUUAUUAGGGCUUUUUGGGAAGAAUUUAGUCUUUCGCUGAAAAGAAUUAAUUUAUACAUGACAAAAAAAAGUAAUCAAUUAAAAAUCACUGUUUAUGGUUAUGAUGUGGCAACGGUCGAGGAAGCCACGAAAUUAGUUACCGAAAAAAUUUCCCAACUUAAAUUAACUUUUAGCGGUCCCGUUCCUUUUCCCAAUCAAAAAAAAGUUGCUACGGUGAUAAUUUCACCACAUAAACAUAAAAGUUCCCAGGAGCAUUUGUCUCAAGAAACUCAUCGCCGAGUAAUUAACGUUUUUGGUAUCUCUCCAACUGACUUAGACAAUUUGGAAAUUUUAAAAUCAAAAAUUUCUAAUACGGCCUAUCUAACAGAGAAAAAAUUAGAAAAUGCUAAUGAACAGUUAACUAUUGAGCGGGAAAAGGUUGAGUCAAUGGAGCGAAAAUUACAGCAAGAGGAAAAGAGAAUAAGCGAAUUUUCCAAUCAACUAUUCCGCAAAGAGGAGUUAUUUACUCAGCAACUGGCGGUAAAUUCCAAAAAGGAAAAGAGUGUUCAGGAAGAGAUGGAAAAAGUUAACGAGAUAAAAAAGAAGAUAACAGAUGAUUCAGAAUUAGUUUUUGCUCGCACAACUGAUAAUUUGCAAGUGGAAAAUCGGCAAAUAAUUAGUAAGAUAAUUGGAAAAGAAGGGCGGAAUAUUAAUGCUUUUCAGCGAGUUACUGGUACUGAAGUGAUUAUUGACCGCGAGAGCGAUGAAUUAACCGUGCAAAUUUCUUCCUUUAAUUCCUUGCGACGAGCAAUCGGUUUACAAACUCUCCAUACUCUAAUUAAAGAAGAAAGAUUUUCCCCUCUCCAAAUUGAAAAAACUUACGAAAAAGUAAGUUCUGAAACUAACGAACUUAUUAUUAAAACUGGUGUUGAAGUAUUGAAAGAAUUAGAAUUGAAUGAUGUUCAUCCAGAAUUAGUUAAACAUUUGGGAAAACUAAAAUAUCGCACUAGUUAUGGGCAGAAUGUGUUGGAACAUUGUCUAGAAGUAGCCAAAUUGGCGGGAAGUAUUGCUGCCGAAUUAGGCUUGGAUGUGCUUUUAGCUCGGCGUUCUGGUCUCUUUCACGAUAUUGGCAAAGCGGUGGAAGAUGGGGGAGGUUAUUCUCAUGUCCUGAGUGGUGUCAGUUUAGCCAAAAAGUACCAAGAAUCCGAAAUAGUUAUUAACGCGAUUGCUUCUCAUCACCCGGCUGAUAAAUUGUCGGCGGCUCGACCAGGUGCUCGUGGUUAUCAACUUGAAUCUUAUAUUACCCGGAUGAGUAAUUUAGAAAGUAUUGCUAGUGAGUUCCCAGGAAUCAAAAAAAGUUAUGCUUUUCAAGCAGGAAGAGAAGUAGAAAAGAUUAAAAAAGAUAUUAUCAUUCCUGAUGGAACUGGUAAUAGUUCAGUUUUAGAUAAGUCGCGACCAGAAAUCGAAUUCUUGCUGAUGGAAAGGACGGGUAGGGUAUGGCCCCAUCAUGGCGGGAAAAAAGCAUUAAGUGCUAGCACUCUUACCAAAAUUUUGCGCGAGGUAGAGUAUAAAGACAUACCCCAGUUCAUCCUGCUCAGAGCAGCUGAGCGUGGAAAAAACUUCCAUGACACUAUUCAAGAGUUCGUGCAAAAUGGCAAUCAUCCUGAUUUUGUUGAUUUGGUAGAAAGUGCCAAGUUAAAUAAUUUGGACAAGAGAAUUCACGAAACAGAUGAAUUAUUGGCUACUUAUGUUGACCUAGAGUUUCAUGAUUACAUUAUUGAGUUGAAAACUAGCAAUAUCAAGUCAAAUGAUAGUCCCACUGGCGAAGGGGUAAUUUUUGAUGAAUUUCAAAUAUCGCCUCAUUCGCUAAAAAUACUUGACAUGUUGGUGGAAUUAGUGCGGAAUGGCGAUACUUAUUCGCUACAAAUGAAAAAGGCAAUUAUCCAAAAAAUAGUAGGUAAUUAUUCGGCACCUAAAAAACUAAUACAAUAA